AUGGCAUCAGAGGUGCUCUACAAAGUGGGGAAUGGGGAGGGGGCCACGAUGAAGAAGGAAACCCUCAACCUUCUGAAUGCGCACCAUCAAAUGCUGCAGCCCUUUCCAAACCCCAAGUCUAUGAACAGGACCAUCACUACCAAAGGACUCCCGCUUUCCUCCAGUGGCAGUCUGGUUACCUUCUUGGAGGAAGAUACCAUCAGUCUUCCGAAACUGAUGCCACUGGAGGAUUCUGAAGGCAGCUCCGAUGACACCAGCAUCUCCCCCGUCUCAUCCACCUUGUUGAAUCCCAUCAAAUUGGUUGUGACCCAGCCCAACAGCAGCUUCUUUGCAGGGAUGCUGGAGGGUGAGCUGAACAAACUUAGCUUCUCCUCUGUGGCCAAGAAUGUAGAAAAGGGAGACCCGGCCCUCUGCCCCCACCAAUCUAAGUCCCAAAUGGCCUCUGGGGGCAUUCUGGACCUUGACAACCCUGAACUGGACAUAGACACCUCCUCAACGUCCUCAGAGUCCUCUGUGGUGGUGGAUGUGCCAGAGGCGCCCUUCAUCUGUGAACACACAGUCAGCGAUUCCACUGCUGUGAUUUCCUGGACCUAUGCCUUGGGCAAGCAGCAAGUCAGUUUCUACCAGGUCCUCUUGCAGGAGGUGGCAAAGAAAAAUGACGAUGAGCCGCCCAAGGCAAAGAAUCGCCCAUGGAUCUUCAACAAGAUCUUGGGGAUCACGGUGAAGCUGAUGGAGCUGAAGCCUAACACGAGUUACUGCCUCACCGCCCGCGCGGCCAACACAGCCGGGGUGGGGAAGUGGUGCAAGCCCUACAAAUUUGCAACUGUGGCCGCUCACUUGAACAUCUUCCCCAAGCACAACCCCAUCCAGAUCACUGUGCAACGCAAGGAACCCCAGCGGAAAACCGUGUUCAUCAGGCUGGAGGACAUGCGGAGGCAAGAUCCGGAAUGCCUAUUUCCCUACAAAGUGGGAAGGCUCCAGGAAGCCCACCUACCUUCAGCUUUGGCCCAGGGCCCUCAGGAACUGGAACCAUUAAAUGGACCACCAGCACCAUGCCAGGGAACCACUGAUGAUGCUGCCGGCCCAGGGCCUGGUGACAGUGGUACUGGAACUCCACCCCUGGGCUGGGGCCAAGGCUAG
Equus quagga is the source of this 1140-nucleotide messenger RNA. RefSeq names its product fibronectin type III domain containing 8 (gene FNDC8). Gene Ontology annotation, molecular function: protein binding. Lineage: Eukaryota; Metazoa; Chordata; Mammalia; Perissodactyla; Equidae. The transcript has 4 exons. The record is from RefSeq and is a predicted model, not a curated record. The coding region runs from base 1 to 1140 and encodes 379 amino acids. Gene Ontology annotation, cellular component: nucleus.